Molecule: messenger RNA, 2029 nt
Organism: Gadus chalcogrammus (walleye pollock)
Lineage: Eukaryota; Metazoa; Chordata; Actinopteri; Gadiformes; Gadidae
Product: zinc finger protein 24-like
Exons: 3
Coding region: 1-468 (155 amino acids)
Source: RefSeq, a predicted model, not a curated record
AUGAAGGGCAAAUCUGGUACCACGAGACAGACUCAACGAACAUUCGACCCUGUCCAUUUGAUCUUGUGGGCCCACCGUCUCCUGCCUCUGCUGACGGGAGAGGCCCAGCUCGCGGCCCACAGCCUACCAGCGGCGGCCCAAAAGGACUUUGACACCGUCGCCAGGGCUAUCCGGGACCGGUUAGGCCUAAACCCGGAGGAACAUCGCCGCCGGUUCCGGGCCCUGGCCUUCACCGACGGCGACCGGCCCUUCACCUACGCCCAGCAGCUGCGGGACCAGGUGAGGAGGUGGCUGGGCCCGGAAAGAAACACACAGGAAGAGAUAGUGGAGCAGGUGGCCCUGGAGAGGUGCGUUGAGGGGCUUCCGACCAGAACAUCAACCUGGGUCCUGUACCACCAGCCCGGGAGCCUCUCGGCGGCCGUCAGCAUCGCGGAGGGCCACCUGGCUCCCCCUCUGUCGGACCAAUGAAUGCCCUGCAGCGGGACAGGCCCACCCCGGGGCCGAGGGCGAGAUGGGGGGGGGGCUCCCAGUCAGGAGCAGGCACAUACUGCACCUUCCCAUCCCAUCCCGCAGACGGGCACUCAGACGGCAGGGGAGGCGUGUUGGCGGUGCGGACGGCCGGGCCACCUUCGGCGGGACUGUCCGUUGAUGGAGGUGGGCCAGGUCGUCCGCGUCACCGGUGCCCCGGUUCUUCCCCACGGUCCCGGCAAGGUGUACCGUAUCCCGUGAGGGGAGAGAGAGGGAGAGAAGGAAGGCGCUCUCUGCGAGCCAGAGAGAGCGUCGAUAGACCACGAGACGGACUGAACGAACAUUCAACCUUGUCCAUUUGUUCUUGUGACAUUGUGUUUAUUUGCCACAACUGGAAAUAAACAGUUUGCUUCAUUUUGACUAAAGAACUGUGUCCUGACUGCUGUGAACCCGUUACAACAACAUUUGCCACAACACAGGCAAAGUUAAGGACCAAGAUACAAUACCUGUGGCAAUUUCAUAAUAUCCCUUCCUGGCAGCUGGUGUGAGUUUCCGUUCUUUGUGGGUGUCAACCAUGAAGUUCACCUCAUCCUUCUACAGUGUCACAUCAAAGGAGACAUGGAUUUUCUUUUUAAAUUAUAGCAAACAGCAUAUGAUAGCAUAUUUACAUCUGGCUGUCAUUCGGUAGUCGUAAAACUGAACUGUCAUGACAGUUGUUUUCAGUUCCAUUGACAGAUGACAGGCGCGGAGCUAUCGUUAUCACUUUAUUUUUUAUUUUUUCCUUUGAUGCAGACCGACCUGUUUGCGGUCUAUCUUUGGUCUUCGUCUAUUGUUUUAAUUUGCCCCCCUCAUGGAGAUGCCUUGGCCUAGGAUGGCUGGGGCUGCUGGGUCAUCAUUAAUGUUUUUCGUGUUUCUGUCUGUUUUGUAUUGUGUUUGUUUCUUGUCAGUUUUGUGUUUCUGUGUUGCAGGCCUAUUUUUUUGUGUUAUAUUGUCACAACCCUCUACAACAUUUUUUGAUCUAAUCUGCCUAGCCCUGAACAGUGUUAUUAUCCAUAUAAACCUAAAUAUCCCAAAUGAAUAAUAGUAAAGGUUUAAAAAUCAUUCAUCUGAAUAUUCGAAGUCUUGUGCCAAAAAUGUAUUUACUUUGUUCAUGGGUAGCCCAAUAUUAUUACUCUGUCCGAAACAUAGCUCAAUAGCAACAUCUCAGACAAUGAAAUAAAACUAGAAAAUUACGUAUUAUAUAGAGCUGAUAGAGGCUCCAGGGGAGGUGGUGUGGCUACCUAUGUCUCUUCUAAUUUAACUGCUGAGCUAAUUACACCUACAGUUAAACCAACACACUUUGAAUGCCUUUUUGUUAAAAUUAUAUUUCAUCAGAAUAAAUAUAUUACUGUUGGUAAUGUAUAUAGACCACCCUCUGCCCCGGUAGAGUCCUCCAAGUGCUUGAUGUCUACCCCCUCUAAAAAUGAAAUGAUCAUUCUAGGCAAUUUUAACAAAAAUUGGCGAGAUAAGUCCUCUCGCAAAGAUAAAAAUAACUUUGAAAAACUAAAUUGAACACAAAUCA